AUGUUAAAAUCUUCGCUGUAUGUUGAUGACUUGUAUUUUGGUGGAAAUAGUGUGAGCGAAGUUUUAAAUUUGUCAUCUGAUGCUGUAACUAUUCUGAAGGCAGGAGGUUUUAACUUGAGGAAAUUGAGGUCUAACAGCAAAGAGUUAGAAGAACUAUGGGUGCAGACGGGACUAAAGGAACGGGAGUCGGUUGAUGUUAGCCAAGUGAAAGUGUUGGGGUUAAACUGGAAUCCAGAGCAAGAUGAGUUGUCGUUGGAUCUAAAAGGGAUAUUUAAAGGAUUGAAAUCAUUGAAGAACAGUAAGAGGUGCGUUUUACAGACUGCAGCUAGUAUUUUUGAUCCGGUUGGGUUGAUUGCUCCGUUUGUUGUACGUAUUAAGUUAUUGUUGCAGGAAAUUUGGGAGAGAGCAAUUGAUUGGGAUGAAGAGUUGCCAGAAGACUUGCGGAAAAAAUGGGUGAAGUGGUGUGGAGAAACUGACAAAAUGAGUGAAAUAAAAAUUCCUAGGCAUUGUUUAGAAAGCUGUGUUGGUGAGAAGGCUGAAGUACACGUAUUUUGUGAUGCGUCAUUGAGGGCGUAUGGAGCUGUUGUAUAUUUCAGGUUUCGUGAUAAAUAUGGGAAGUAUAAGGUGUCUUUUGUGUUGUCAAAGAGUAGAGUAGCACCGCUAAAGAAAUUAACGUUACCUCGCUUAGAGUUGAUGGCUCUUGUGAUAGGUUCUAGAUUGGGAAGUUAUCUCAAGACAGUUUUCGGAGACAUGAUUCAAAAUAUUGUGUAUUGGAGUGACUCUUUGAUUGCGUUGUACUGGGUAAAGGGUUGUGCCAAGCGUUGGAAAAUGUUUGUAGCAAAUCGUGUUUUGGAGAUUCAGGAGAAGUCGAAUCCCAGCGACUGGAAAUUUUGCCCCUCGGAAAAAAAUCCAGCAGAUUUACUAACUAGAGGAAUUUCAAUGGAAGAUCUGUUGUUGAAUAAAUUGUGGAGGUUAGGACCAGAUUGGCUUCAGGAGAGUUGUGAAGGAUGGCCGGAGCAGGUGUUCAAAUCUGCAAGUUGUGACAAUGUAGAGGUUUUACGGGAGAAAAGAAGUGAAGUAACUAAUGUUAUGGUUGUUCAGGUGGAACUGGUCGAAAAUUUGUACAAUAGAAUUUCGGUUUGGAGUAAAUUGCAAAGAAUUGUUGCAUGGUGUCUUAGAUUUAUUAGAAAUGCUCGAGGAAUGAAAGUUAAUUCUUCAUUUCUUCAAGUUGAUGAGUUGCGAGAGGCGCAUGACCAAGUAAUUAAAGCAGUACAGAGAACUGUGUUUAGUACUGAGAUUGCAACUUUAGAGAAAGGGAAAGUUUUGAAGUCUGGAAAUUUGUCACAGUUAAAUCCCUUCAUUGACAGUGAAGGCCUACUUAGAGUUGGCGGACGUUUGAAAAAUGCAAAUUUGGCAGAGAGUGUAAAGCAUCCUCUUAUAUUGCCUAAGAAACAUCCUGUGACUGAAAUGGUCAUAAGAUACUACCAUAUAAUGUAUUUACAUGCAGAUUGUGCUGAUGACUAUUGUGUUCUAACACCUGGUCAUUUUCUCAUUGGCUCGGAGUUAAAGAGCGUACCUGAGCCUGAUGUUACCAAUGAGAAAAUUAGCAUUGGUGAAAGAUAUAAACUAACAUCACAAAUUUCACAAUCCUUCUGGAAAGCAUGGUCGAAGGACUAUUUAACGCAGUUGCAAGUGCGCAACAAAUGGAAAACCCCAUGCGUGGAUUUGUGCUGCAAUGACAUAGUGUUAAUCAAGGACGAGAAUUUGCCACCCCUCAAAUGGAGGAUGGCAAGAGUAACUGAAACUAUUGACAGCAGUGACAGCAGAGUACGUGCUGUAACUUUAAAAACAUCGACAGGUGAAUUGAGAAGACCAAUUCACAAAUUGGUUAAACUUCCUAUUGAACAUAAAUGA
Molecule: messenger RNA, 1914 nt
Organism: Uloborus diversus
Lineage: Eukaryota; Metazoa; Arthropoda; Arachnida; Araneae; Uloboridae
Exons: 2
Coding region: 1-1914 (637 amino acids)
Source: RefSeq, a predicted model, not a curated record